Medicago truncatula (barrel medic) is the source of this 1584-nucleotide messenger RNA. Its product is annotated as UPF0301 protein BF2109. Lineage: Eukaryota; Viridiplantae; Streptophyta; Magnoliopsida; Fabales; Fabaceae. Bases 146 to 1021 code for a protein of 291 amino acids. The record is from RefSeq and is a predicted model, not a curated record. The transcript has 2 exons.
ACACCAAACUUUGGAUGAGAUGAAGAUAUAGUACAAAAUACUUCUAUGUGGUGCUUAUUAAAUCACAUUUUCAAUUUAUACCAUAUACAUAUUCCACCAAACUUGAUCUCUCACUCUCAUCUAAAAACAAAGUUACUCAAAUAAUAUGGAUGCUUGUUUUCUCUCCCACAGUUCUUUCACCAAGAUCAGAGGUGGAUCUCUACCUUACUCCAAAAGAUUUUCUCAUCAACAAUUCAAUUCAAGAAAAGUUGGAAUUCCAUUUCAUGUAUCAUGUUGCAACAUGUCAUCAUCAUCACCAUCGGAUGAUGAAAAACCAACCCUUAACACCGAUUGGAGAUCUUUCCGUGCAAAACUGGUGGCCGGAGAGCAAUUACUAAAACCUGAAUUCCUUUCUUCAGCGACUAAUCCAGACACUGUUGUGGAUCAUCCACCACUAAUCACCAUCGGUGACAAAUGGGCUCACGUAAUCCAUGAGCCCGAAAGAGGUUGUUUAUUAAUAGCAACAGAAAAGCUUGAUGGGGUCCACAUUUUUGAACGAACAGUAAUCCUUCUUUUAUCAAACGGCCCAAUAGGCCCAUCAGGGAUUAUACUCAAUAGACCAUCUUUGAUGUCUAUUAAAGAAACAAGAUCAACCGCAUUUGAUGUAAUGGGUACUUUUUCUAACAGUCCUUUGUAUUUUGGGGGACCUUUAGAAGAAGGGUUGUUUUUGGUGAGUCCGAAAGAUGAUGUGGUGGGAAAAAGUGGUGUUUUUGAUGAAGUGAUGAAGGGUUUGUACUAUGGUACUAAAGAAAGUGUGGGUCUUGCUGCUGAAAUGGUGAAGAGGAAUGUGGUUGAGGUUGGUGAUUUUAGAUUCUUUGAUGGGUAUUGUGGGUGGGAGAAAGAACAAUUGAGAGAUGAAAUUAGGGAUGGUUAUUGGACUGUUGCUGCUUGUAGUCCAAGCGUUGUUGAUUUGGGGAAUGUUGGAAUUGUUGGGCUCUGGGACGAAGUUCUUGGGCUUAUGGGCAAAAGGAAGGUCAAGUGAGGCGCAAUAUUUUAGGGCCCGAUUUUACCCACCCUCACGUUUCCUCGGAAAAUCACACAUGAUUUCGGAAGUAUACACAUUGAGAGUAGAGUGCUUGUGGGGAUGGGAAAAGUUGAGCUCUAAUUUAAAGAGUACUGGUAUCGACACUCAUGUUCUCGUGACUACAUCUAGACUUUUCGGCUAUGUUUGAAUUGGCAUAUGGUGAAAUGUAGUGAAAUAGAAUAAUCUUGUUAGAUUUUAAAAAUGGACAUAUCCUAUUUCAUUUCAUUUUAUACCAUCAAUACGAACAUACCAUUUGGAAGUUUAUUUUUUAAUAUAUGCUUUUAGAAGAUCUAGGUGUAGUAGCAAGACCCUAAGUGUUAAUACUAGUGCCCUAAUUUGAGUAGUAACUUGAAAACAACUUGUUUGGAAGCUUCUCAAUUGGCAAGCAGGAGAAACAAAAUUGUCUGAUUUAGAUAGAUUCUGACAAGUUGUUAAAACAUUGUAAAUUAUAAAUGUUAUGUUCCUAAUUGUUGUGUUUAAUGGUUUGAUGAUGUUAACUACGAGAGUUUUGGUUUUUCCAA